GUCUACCUACGCAUUGUCUGUUCCUACGACGUUGCCAGGGUAACGAUAUGACGUCACAGCCCUGGUGAUCACAACAAAUUAAGACGCCACGAGAAAAAGGAUUGAUUUGGAGUUUAUUUUAAUAUAGAAAACUUAUCACAUUUUCAGAAACUAUUUUUGUACGUAGACGUUUGCGGAAAUACUCAGGCCAUAAUGUCCAGACGAAGCCCUAGACUUGCUUCCUUGGGUUAUUAUGGGUCAGAUGGUGAUGCAACUGGCUCGUACCGGGACAGUCCUAUCAGGAGCCCAGGACAGGGGUCACGACACUGCCCUGUCUGCAUGACAGGUAAGUCACCAGUCCCAGCCACCGCUGCCAGAGCUCAUACCUCCAGCAAGUCCAUGGACACUCCUAUAGAGGCUCAUGAACACUCAUCUGACUAUUGCGUCGAGGAGGAGAUACCCAGUGACAAAGGCUGGAUUACAUCCCUAGCCAGUACUGCAGCUACUAGCUUUGCACGACUCCGUGUCUUCAUCAGGGACAUUAGGAUCACGUUCAGAUGGACACCUGCCAUGAAGAAAGCCAUUCUGAUCAUCUUCUUUUUCCUUCUGGCUUUUGGUAUUUGGUACUGGUGGCCAUCUCUCUCCAAGCUCCCAGCAAACUUCUCAGGAACUACUUUACCUGGCCCUGCUUUUCCACAGCUGUUGACUACAAUCUCCCGCCGAGUUAUGGAGCUCCUGUCCUCCCAAGCUGAGAGCAGUGAUGCUACAGUGCAGCAGCCAAAAAUUGAAGAUGUGCUACAGAGUCUGGAGAAGAAGCUUCUUGAUAGGCUGGCAGAAGAGAAAGAAAGGGCAGACAUGUACAGAAGAAAGUUGGAGACCCUGGAGGAAAAGUGUGCUGGUGUAGCCACUGUGGAGGAUGUACAGCAGAUUGUACAACAGGCACUGAGCCUGUACCAAGCAGACAGGAUCGGAAUGGCAGACUACGCCCUGGAGUCUGCAGGUGGUAGUGUGAUCUUUCAGCACCAUUCACCAACCUACCAGAUCAGAGCAGGCCACUUCCCCCUGUUUGGUUUUCCGCUUCAUUACACCUCUGAGGGUCCUCGCUCAGUCAUUCAACCUGAGGUGUAUCCAGGGAAGUGCUGGGCUUUUCAAGGCAGUCAAGGCUUUCUUGGGAUCUCGUUGUCGUAUCCCAUUUAUAUCACCCAUGUCACCCUGGAACACCUGCCCCAGUCACUUUCACCCAGCGGCCACAUCAACAGUGCUCCAAAAGACUUUGCUGUUUACGCAUUAUCCACUGAAAAAGAGGAAGAAGAGACAACAUGGUUAGGAACAUUUACAUAUGACCAAAACAGAGAGCCCAUCCAGACGUUUGAAUUGCCGAUCCCUGCGAAGAUGAUCCACAGUGCAGUCGAGCUGAAAAUCAUGAGCAACUGGGGUCACCCAGAAUACACCUGUGUGUAUCGUUUCAGGGUUCAUGGAGAGCCUACUAAAUUAAGAGGCACAACUUCAUCUCGGACAGAAAGAGCUAACACUACCGAUACAGAGUUUCAUUCACAUCUUUAAUUCACAAGAUUUUUUUGUCAAGGAUAAUA
Messenger RNA from Scleropages formosus (Asian bonytongue), 1571 nucleotides. Its product is annotated as SUN domain-containing protein 2-like. Bases 193 to 1542 code for a protein of 449 amino acids. The record is from RefSeq and is a predicted model, not a curated record. Gene Ontology annotation, molecular function: protein-membrane adaptor activity. Gene Ontology annotation, cellular component: nuclear envelope; meiotic nuclear membrane microtubule tethering complex. The transcript is spliced from 12 exons. NCBI's taxonomy places the organism in Eukaryota, Metazoa, Chordata, Actinopteri, Osteoglossiformes, Osteoglossidae.